Aedes aegypti (yellow fever mosquito) is the source of this 2777-nucleotide messenger RNA. RefSeq names its product nicotinamide/nicotinic acid mononucleotide adenylyltransferase 1 (gene Nmnat). The coding region runs from base 181 to 1641 and encodes 486 amino acids. The transcript is spliced from 6 exons. Gene Ontology annotation, biological process: NAD+ biosynthetic process. Lineage: Eukaryota; Metazoa; Arthropoda; Insecta; Diptera; Culicidae. Gene Ontology annotation, molecular function: nicotinate-nucleotide adenylyltransferase activity; nicotinamide-nucleotide adenylyltransferase activity. The record is from RefSeq and is a predicted model, not a curated record.
CGGCUUACAAACUUGAAUGUCAAAACAUUUCAUCGAUAUCGCGAAAAUUUUGCACGACUUCGUGACUAACAGCAAAAUUUCCUGUGUAGAUUUGUGGCUAAAAAAAUUCUAAAUUUUCAAGUUUUGUGCACAAGAAAAUUAUUUCCUGUAUACAUCGAAGGCCACUAAAAUCUGGGCCAAAUGAGGAUGACAUCUCCGUCGAAAAUCAUGCUAAUAGCAUGCGGCUCAUUCAGCCCUCCAACUCCAAUGCAUUUUCGGAUGUUUGAAAUUGCACGAGAUCAUUUUGAGCAAAUGGGAUCAGCUCAAGUAGUCGGAGGAAUUAUCUCACCUGUCCACGAUUCGUACGGAAAGAAUGGACUAGUUUCAGCAACCCAUCGCUGCAAUAUGAUCAAAAUCGGACUUCAGUCUUCGGAUUGGAUUCGGCUUUCGGAAUGGGAAACCCAGCAGGAGGAAUGGACAAGAACACGACUCACCUUACAAUAUCAUCAGAAUUGCAUAAAUUCCUACCUGAAAGAUUCCAACAAUAGUAACGAUCAACAUGUUCCAUCGUGGAUUCCGGAAGGGCUGAAAAAGACCGCAAGCCAAGUUCAGCUGAAACUCCUUUGUGGGGCAGAUCUGCUGGAGUCUUUUGCAACGCCUGGCUUGUGGAAAGAUGAAGACAUCGAAGCCAUUAUUGGACAGCAUGGAAUUGUGGUAAUAUCUCGCGCUGGGUCAAAUGCCGAACAAUUUAUCUUCAACUCGGAUCUGCUGAGCCGUUAUCGGCGAAAUAUAACAAUCGUCACCAACUGGAUAACGAAUGAUGUCAGUUCUACUCUCGUUCGUCGUUUGCUGAACCGAGGAAUGUCAGUAAAGUAUUUGCUCGACGAUUAUUUGAUAGAAUAUAUUAAAAAGCAUGCUCUCUACGGCACCAGCAACACUAAGUACAUUUUGCCUACGAGUAUGAGUGGGGAAAUGAUGAGCAUUUCUCCCGUUUCCCCCACAAUUGAUGAUUCUUACGUCGAAAGCCAAAACGAGUUGAACACACUGAAUUCGCUUGAGUCUAUGGAUGAAACUGAUUUUUCACGUAAUACAUUGAACCGAGUAUUUUGCUGCGGAACGGAAAACGAGUCGAAAUCAUCAUCCAAGAAUGCAAGAGGAUUCUUAACACAUCCAGGAAGUGCCGUGAAGAUAACAACGUCUACGAUUACUUCCAAUAGCUCAACUGGCACAGACUCUGGGAUAAUUUCUCUCUCUCAUCACACAGCAGAUGAUAAGGUGGGUGACAAGCAAAGUUCAGUACAAAAAAGCACAAAUAAUCACGAGUCUAGCACCAAAACAAGCAGCACAAUGGCACUUGAAACACAAAGCCAACAAAAUUCACAAAUCAGCACAGUCACACGAGGAGACUCGAAAAAUGCGAAGGAUUUGCAGCUCUCGGUCACUGAGCUCAGGAAUUCCCAAGUUCAAUGCAAUGCUGCAACAGCGAAUGUUAGUUCAGUUAGUGCAAAUGCUUGUAAAGAACCUACAAAUGACGGCAGCCAAAUUAAAGCAAGUUCUUCUGCAGGUCGGAUCAGUCCGUCGAAAAGCUACGAUGACAUGAUAAAAUUUGUCUUCACAGAACAUGGCAUAAGAGUUAUUAGUGAUCGCGAAUAUGUGGUUUAGAAGUUGUUCUCGUUCAAUUACAGACUAGGAACUUUUUGGUCGUUUCCAAGAAGCUGAAACUUUCUGCGGUGCAGGUCUAAUGCAAUUGUUACACACAAGUCAAAUUCUAGGCACUGUUUUAGCCAGUGAGGAAUAGCGGAACCUAAGCGUAGUGUGAAUGUCAUUAGCGUUUUGAAUUAUCUUUAGAAAAACCUUCUAUCUCGCCUAUAUACACUUAUUAUAUAUGUUUACUUUUAGCUCUGACUAAUUGUUCCUGUUUCCUAUUGCAUAAUUGUUAUGUUUUUGGCUUUAACUUAUUGAAAUAUUUAUCGUUAGAUUAAAUCGAAGAAUCGUUUUUUUAUUAUCUUAGUGAUAUUCAAAUUCACUUCAAACCGGAUUGAGCGAAAUUAAAUUUCCAUAAGCCUGUUCUGCAGUCUGAGUUUUUGAGAAAAAAAAUCCCGAAUAACGCUUAGUUCAAUUUGAUUGGACCCCAAUUAGUUUAAGCCUCAAGUGAGAUUUAGGAAUUCGAAAUUGAGAUAACAAAAUGGAUUGUCAAUGAAAUGUUAAGAGCUGUCUUAAGAAAAGGGUUUGAAGAACUGUUAACUAAAAAAAAUGAUUUUAAGUCAAUUCGACACAAGUAACGGCGCACACACCACCAUAGAGGCAUACCGAAUCUGGGAACAAUAGACGCGAUACUUGGAUUUUAUUCGAAAUCCUAAAAACGAUUAUAAUGAUCGAAUAAGAGCAACAUUCGUGAUACCUACUUCUUUUUUACUCAAUUUCGCAACGAAUAAAACCCCAAAGUUAAAAUUUUCAACAGCCGGUCCUUAUAUGCUGUUCUAGUAUUGCACAAUAACAUAUAUCUUAUGAUUUUUAUGGCUUCGUAUCAACUAUGGCUUGAAACUGUUUAAUUUUAUUUAAUCCUUGUUUUAAAUAGAAGAGCUGUCAAUUUUGUCAAACAUUUCCUAUCGAAUUCAGAGUAUUCAUAUAAAAAAAACUUGUCAUCAUUGCCCAAUGGUUUCAAAGCAAAUCGUUGGUCACGGCGUGCAAUUUUUGAACAAAAAUCCUGCUCAAGUUGAUCGGAACAAAGACCCGUUGGUUUUUAUUGCACACACCAAUGAAACAAACAUUCGUAAUAAAUAGGCAAAAUAUGUCAA